Molecule: messenger RNA, 1206 nt
Organism: Struthio camelus australis
Lineage: Eukaryota; Metazoa; Chordata; Aves; Struthioniformes; Struthionidae
Source: RefSeq, a predicted model, not a curated record
GCCGGCGUCGUGGGCGCCAGCUCUCGCAGGUGGUGGGCCCUGAGCACGGGGCUCUGGGCCCUCUCCCUGCUGCUGGGCGCCGUACGAUCCUUGAGAAUUUUGUUCCAAUUAAGAAGAAAGCUGAGGCAGCACAAGGGUAAAUCUUCGCCUCUGAGUCAAAAGAAAAUGAAAGCGCAAGUGAAGGCUGAAGUUCUGAGCAUCAUUAGUAGUUUGGCAGAUCUCUGCAAUGCCAUCAAUUGGCUGCCUCCAGGAUUUCUGUGGGCUGAACAGUUCCCCCCAUGGUUAGUAGGUCUCUUUGGGACCAUAUCUUCCCUGAUUGGUAUCUACCAGGCAUCUGCAGGGGGAAAUUCUGGGGCUGUGUGAACCACAGUUAAGCUUCAGGAACCCAUCCUUACAUGGAAAAAGGGCACGUCAUGUAAGCAGGGUAUGUUUUAAUUUUUCUAGGUGUUGAUGAGUGUAGCUCCAUGCACCCUGUAAUUGAGACUGGGAUCAAGAUGCCUCUUACAGAGAGGAUUCAUUAGGGUUUAAAAUAGUUCUUACGGCUCCUUGUCACAGUAAGGCCAUUGAGGAGAAGAUUAAGCAAUUUUAUAGGAUAGGAUGGAUAAAAUAGGGGAAAAUGAAGCUGUGUUAGGUGGAGAUGUGGCCACAGUUCUGUUAUACAAAACUGCUGAGGGAGAGAUUCUGUGAGCUUAAGCUCCAAGCUCAGCAGUUGAUGCCUCAUCUGAAACUGGCAGGUGACCUGUAUCGUGGAAGUUUCUCUAUCAGAUACGUUGGUCUUUGAGCCCAGACCAGCUGCCCUAACUGCAAACAGCAGCAAGUGACCAAGGGAUGUUGUUGGGCGGUGGGUUGUUUUAUUUGUGACGGUUCUGUUUCCUUAGAGGUGAUGUGAGAAAGAAACAGCAACUGUAAACAACUUCUUGCUAAGCUCCCUUCUGGUCAGUAUUACUCAUGUAAGGAGCAAUAAUAGAUGUUGAGACUUCUAGGUUAAACCAGAACAAGCAAAAGUGCACUGAACCUCUAGAUGUGCCUUAACGGAAGGCCACGGGGUGGAGCUCUUCCACCAGUCUCUGGCAGAGCCAAUGGACUUUUUUAAAAAGAAGCAAGUAUAUUAAUCACCUUUCAAGGGACCAAUCAAACAGAUGCAGAGAUGCAGUUUACAGUCAUAAUCUAAGCUGUGCCAAUAAUAAAUGAGAUGAAUGUUUCAAA